CAAGUCUGAUGAGGCAAACGUUCAUCUCCCCUGUCCCUCCUCCCCUCCCUCCAAUAUAGACUACUCGCUACCUCGGUUCUCGGUUAUCAGGCGAGUGCUGGUUGCCAAGGAGAGACGCACGUUUAACCACCGGUUUAUCCCACGGUAGGUAGUUACAGCGGCACGGGCAGCCCCGCCAUUUCUUCCCUCAAAACCUUGGGAUGUCGAGUGGCAGCUCGAGCUCUUCCUCCAGGAAGGAGUUCGACGUGAAACAGAUCCUCCGGAUCCGAUGGAGGUGGUUCGGUCACCAAACAGUUCCUACGCCUCUACACUCCCCGCCUCUACGAGAGUAUUUCACCGGCGGGAGCGGGGCGAGCGACAGCCACGGAGACGGACCCUCGGUGAGCGGUUGUAGCAACGGGAACAGCAGACCUUCACUUAGUGGCUCUAGCGGGAACGGGAACACCAUUCCCGUGAAUUCCGGCACAGGGAGUCACAGCGGUCUUGUGGCGAGCGGCAGCGCGGGUUCAAAUUUGUGUCACAGCAGCAACAACAACAGAAAGUUUGUGGAUUCGUCGGGAGGUCGCCACGCGAAAGGAUCGAAGGAGGGGGCGGCAGGCGGGAGCUCGUGUCCGCGGUCCGUCAGCCAGCCCGAGUGCCGGAGCUCCGCGGCGCUGUCUUGGAUUGCCCCUCUGUCGAACUCUCACUCCCGCCACAAUACCAGCAUGGAGCCCCGCGCCGAGGGCUCCGUGCCCCCGUUGUCGCCGCCGGAGCACGCUGCUCCUCCCGGGGCGGAAGAGGAAGUCGUGGCUCCGGUCAUCGAGGAGAUUAAUAAUAAUCAGGCGGACACCGAUACCAGCUCGUGCAGGACCUCCAACAGCAGUGCCACUCUCUCGUCAUGCGUUUCUCUGGAGCCGUGCGCGUGUCCGGAGGAGAGCCUGUUCACCGCCCUGUCCCACGCCGACGACACCUUCACCAAGAUGGAGGGCUACCUGAGGAGCAGGCAGCUGUGUGACGUCACGCUGGUGGCGGGGGAGCGGAGGAUACCUGCACACAGGCUGGUCCUCUCCUCCGUUUCCGACUACUUUGCGGCCAUGUUCACUAGUGACGUGCUGGAGGCCAAGCAGGAGGAGGUAAAGAUGGAGGGCGUGGAUCCAGAUGCAUUGUGGAUGCUGGUUCAGUACGCCUACACAGGUCGCCUGGAGCUGAGGGAGGACACCAUCGAGUCCCUGCUGUCGGCCUCCUGCCUGCUGCAGCUGCCCCGCGUGGUGCAGGCCUGCUGCGCCUUCCUGGUCCGCCAGCUCCACCCCUCCAACUGCCUGGGGAUCCGCUCCUACGCGGACGCCCAGGGCUGCAGCGACCUGCAGAGCGCCGCGCACUCCUACACCAUGGAGCACUUCCUGGAGGUGGUGGGAGGCCAGGAGUUCCUGCUGCUCCCCGUGGAGGAGAUGUCCAGGCUGCUGACCUCGGACGAUGUCAAUGUGCCUGACGAGGAAACCGUGGUAACGGCGUUGUUGACCUGGGUGGGCCACAACGCCGACACCCGGGCUAGCCACCUGCCCUCGCUGCUGGCCCACAUCCGGCUGCCACUGCUCCAACCUCAGUUCCUGGCGGACCUGGAGGCCAGCCCUCUGCUCAGGGGCAGUGUGGAGUGCCAGAGGCUGCUCAUGGAGGGCAUGAAGUACCACCUGCUGCCCCAGCGCCGGCCCCUGCUGCAGAGCCCCCGCACGCGGCCCCGCAAGGCCACCGUGGGGGCCCUGUUCGCCGUGGGGGGCAUGGACGCCACCAAAGGGGCCACCAGCAUCGAGCAGUACUGCCUGAGGCGAGACACCUGGAGCCAGGUGGCCACCAUGAGCGGCCGCCGGCUGCAGUUCGGCGUGGCCGUGCUGGACGGACGCCUCCACGUGGUGGGGGGCCGCGACGGGCUGAAGACCCUCAACACGGUGGAGUGCUACAACCCCCACAGCAAGAGCUGGAGCGCCCUGCCCCCCAUGUCCACGCACAGACACGGCCUGGGCGUAGCCGUCCUGGAGGGGCCCAUGUACGCGGUCGGGGGGCAUGACGGCUGGAGCUACCUCAGCACGGUGGAGAGGUGGGACCCGCAGGCACGCUUGUGGAGCUUUAUCUCCAGCAUGUCCACACCCAGGAGCACCGUGGGCGUGGCGGUGCUCAACGGGAAGUUGUAUGCGGUGGGAGGGCGAGACGGUUCAUCCUGCCUGCGCUCCGUCGAGUGCUUUGACCCCCACACCAACAGGUGGAGCGGGUGUUCUCCAAUGGCUAAGCGGCGUGGUGGAGUGGGCGUGGCCACUUGGAAUGGCUUCCUGUACGCCAUCGGAGGCCACGAUGCCCCGGCCUCCUCCCUCUCCUCGCGGCUUAGUGACUGUGUGGAGAGGUACGACCCCCAGACGGACGCCUGGACAACUGUGGCGCCCAUGAGCAUCAGCCGGGACGCGGUGGGGGUGUGUCUCCUUGGCGACCGUCUCUAUGCAGUGGGCGGUUACGAUGGGCAGGUGUACCUCAACACUGUGGAGUCUUAUGACCCUCAGACUAAUGAGUGGACCCAGGUGGCGCCUCUGUGUCUGGGCCGGGCCGGUGCGUGCGUGGUGGCCGUCAAGCUGUAAUGAGGACACCAAUACUGACAUGAAGUAUAACGUCAUGUCUGCAGGGCAUUGGGGAGGGGGGGGGGGGGGGGGGGGGGGGGGAAGACCUCAGUAACCCCUCUUGUCACUGGUGACAUGAUCUCCAUGGAUACGGUAUGUCUUGCUGAUGGGAUGACGAAGCAGUGGAAGGAUGCCAUUGCCUGAGGGGACAUCGGAAAGAAGAUGCAGAAAAUGACAGCGAGAGAGAGAGAGAGAGAGAGAGAGAGAGAGAGAGAGAGAGAGAGAGAUCAACUUAAACGUUUUAUUCAGAUUUAAUACCUAGGGGAUAGCGUUAAUAUCACUGGAGGUUGAUGAGUUUUAUGGCUGUGUGUACGAAAGGAGGUGAAAGCUGUCUUCCGUGUAUGUGAACAAAAUAACUGCUGUCUCACGGAUUCUGACCUUUUCCUUUUUAUUCGCAUACAAGGUGAGCAUGCACACUUCAAUUUAAACAAAUACACAAACUGCCAAACACUCACACACACAGACAUCCAGGGGGAUGCAUAAUUUUACCUGACAGGGAAGUGAGAGAGCGAGACAGACGGGGAGAGAGAGGGAGAAAACGACAGUGCCGCUGAGAUAUCUCAUCAUGUCAGGUCUCGUAGCUUUCCUCAGCAAUUUCAGGGAUCCUGUUUUGAUGCUAUUUCCACAUUGUUCUUUUUUCAUAUUGCCACCGUUCGCUCGCUGUUCGUCUCUCUGUCUCUCUCCUUCUCUCGCUCUCUACCCUUUCUUCCUCGCCUCCUCUCCUGUUCUCUGAUGAGGAAACUGGGUUUGACAUAAUCAGCACAAGUGUGCAAACAGAUUUGCCGUGACGCAGUGUGGGCUCCUGUAAGUUGUCUUCGCCGUUCAGAAGUACUUCCAUGAUCUUAUCUUUAUAUAGUUGGAUUGUUUUUGAUUAAUCUACAGUACAGGCUGCAGCAGCAGCUUCAUUCAACCUUAUUUAGUGUUUUUCAUUAGAAUCACCCAGCCAGGCUGUGUCCUCCUGGGUGACACAAUACAACCAUUGGAAAACCCAUUCCAACCCCCCCCCCCCCCCCCCCACACUCAACCCCUUCCAGGUAGGUCAAAGGUCAACGAUCGGUUUGACUUUUCUAUGCUAUCGUGUGUUUGUGUGUGUGUGUGUGUGUGUCUGCGUGCGUGCGUGUGUCUGUGUGCGUGUGAGAGAGGGAGAGUGUGUUAAUGUGCAUGUGCGAGUGUGCGUGCACUGGGGCCAUGUGUUCAGUGUCCAGGGACUGCAGGCAGGGUAUUUUUAUCUCAAAUGAGAAUCUUCCCUCGUUUUCUCUCGACAUCUUCAAUUCCCCACUGCUUUUCCCUCACGCUUCCCAAUCUCAUUACUGUUCACGAGCACAACCACCCACCCACACACACACACUCACGCACGCACGCACACACAGAUAACACGUGUACUCUAACUUUCACUUGCACAAAGUUAUCUGGCGUAUAGUUGCUCUAUGCAGCCAAGCCGUAAUGGUUGGAAUAAUGGAGCAGGGGUCUGAGUGCAAAGCUUCAGUGUUUGAUGUGGAGAUCAGAGACCUGUUCUAUGUGAGGGGAAAUGUAUGUGGAGUGCAAACAAAUUCAAGGGUGAAAAUCAAGCCCUCUGUUAGAGUUAGAUGGAAGAAGCUGUGUGUGUGUGUGUGUGUGUGUGUGUUGUGUGUGUGUGUGUGUGUGUGUGUGUGUGUGUGUGUGUGUGUGUGUGUGUGUGUGUGUGUGUGUGUGUUUUGUAUGUGUGCCAUUGAAAGUAUACACAAAAAUCAUGAAAUUUAUUUACACAAUCAUAUAUAAACACUUGCCCACACUAGGCAAAUACAAACACGCAUGCACUAAUGCACCCAUGCACAGACAGAGGCACACAGCUGGAUGCCAAAAACUGCCCCAGGAACCUGUGACUCAGCAAUGGAAAGUAGGCAAGCCCCCCUGCUGUUUGCAUCUGUGUUCAGAGUUACUUUAUUUUCAGUGAGAGAGAGAGAGAGAGAGAGAGAGAGAGAGAGAGAGAGAGAGGAGAGAGAGAGA
Gadus morhua (Atlantic cod) is the source of this 4625-nucleotide messenger RNA. It is a transcript of the gene klhl5, whose product is annotated as kelch-like family member 5. The coding region runs from base 201 to 2600 and encodes 799 amino acids. The record is from RefSeq and is a predicted model, not a curated record. The transcript has 13 exons. Gene Ontology annotation, molecular function: protein binding. Lineage: Eukaryota; Metazoa; Chordata; Actinopteri; Gadiformes; Gadidae.